UGUUAGAUAUUAAUUAAAUAAUUAUUGUUAGUUAUUAAAAUAACGAAAAUAAUGAUUAAAAACAACCAGUUUCUAGCAAUCAGUUUACUUAUUAGUAUACUAUGUAUACAUGGAUUAUUAAUGGUUACCAACUGUCCGGACGACCCGUACAUAAAACCGAACCCAAUUUCKGACGAAGCCAUACAACAAGUGAAAUCCUGGUCCGAGAAUAAACUAAUCGAUAAAAUCAAUGGACAAAUUCAAGCCGAAGCCAAUUGGUUCAGACAUUUUAGUAAAGCGGCCAAACAAUACCAAUUGGACUACUAUUCCACUGUAUACGACCAGAUUGGUUAUGAUUUUCAGGUUAAUGGUAAUUUCAUGCUGAAUAUGGUGUUAAAUGGGAGCUAUACACAAAAGGACCGGCACCUGUUACUCGAACAUCUAACACUAUUCCAUAGAUAUUGGCUCCGGUAUAUCGAUGAGAAAAUGCAAUUGCUACGUAGAUGUCCACAAUUGUUGACAAACCUACCCGUAGGCAGCAAUACUGUUGAUAACUUAAUGAGACAGUUAGCUAUAACUCAGAACAAUACUGUAGAAGCAUUGGACAAUUAUAUUAAGGGAUACAAAUCUGAUAAUAGGGGAUCAGAAAUUACAGUGAUUGUAACAGCUGUGAUUUUAGAUUACGUUCAAAAAAAUAUUCCGAUAAUCGACAAAAAUAUUGACCAAUUGCAGCCCGAAUCGGUUAAAGCGAAAACAAUGCAUUGGUUUAUAAUGGAUUUGGAGUUUUUAUUACGAGGUUAUCGUGUACUAAAUGUUUGACAAACUUUUGUUUUUUAAACGUUUUUAAAAAUCUGGACAAAUCUGGCAUUUCUUUAAAAUUAUUUUUUGU
Oppia nitens is the source of this 868-nucleotide messenger RNA. RefSeq lists its product as uncharacterized. The transcript has 3 exons. The record is from RefSeq and is a predicted model, not a curated record. NCBI's taxonomy places the organism in Eukaryota, Metazoa, Arthropoda, Arachnida, Sarcoptiformes, Oppiidae. Bases 52 to 798 code for a protein of 248 amino acids.